Caenorhabditis bovis is the source of this 501-nucleotide messenger RNA. Lineage: Eukaryota; Metazoa; Nematoda; Chromadorea; Rhabditida; Rhabditidae. The record is from the annotation of a GenBank genome assembly.
AUGCGCCGCUGUCAUAAACAGCUUAUGGCUUCGACAUCAUAUCAGCCGCGAAACAUGAGCUAUGAGGAAUUGAAGGCGGCAUUGUUGUUCGUCACGAGACAACCAGAAUCCCCUAUGCUCAGCAUCUGGAUUCAGAAGUUCGCGAUAAUCUUGAAACGAGCUGGACCAACUGUCUAUAUUAACCCGCUGCUCGCGCACCCGUUUUUUAUGUUCAAGCAUGUCUAUCGUGAGAAUCUGCACUGGUUCCCGAAGGAUCGAUAUGUGUUCGAUGGUGAAGGCAUUCGAUUUCUUAUUGCAUUCCGUCGUCGAAAUUUCAACGAGUCUGGUGAGUUCAAGCCGUAUCCGCACAUGGAUGUUGAUCAGGAAGGUUGCCGUCGGUUGAUCAGAUACUGCAAAACGCUCAAAGAUGGCAACGGCACCCAAGGAUGUAUGCAUUUGAAAGGAAUGUCAAAGUUCAUCGCCGAGUCAAUUGAGUUCGAGCUUCUCUUCUAUGAAGACUAA